Osmerus eperlanus (European smelt) is the source of this 1013-nucleotide messenger RNA. It is a transcript of the gene dnali1, whose product is annotated as dynein, axonemal, light intermediate chain 1. Gene Ontology annotation, cellular component: axoneme; filopodium. The record is from RefSeq and is a predicted model, not a curated record. Bases 127 to 894 code for a protein of 255 amino acids. NCBI's taxonomy places the organism in Eukaryota, Metazoa, Chordata, Actinopteri, Osmeriformes, Osmeridae. The transcript is spliced from 6 exons. Gene Ontology annotation, molecular function: dynein heavy chain binding.
ACGUUCCCAUAGUAACAGUAAACAAUGAGUUGAGACUUCAUUCACGCCUCACAAACAUUUCUCGCAACUUUUAACACUAGUUGCAGUAAAUUAAGUUGUAAAAGUAGCGGUGGUGCGUAUUACAAUAUGAUUCCCCCGGCUGAUUCUCUGCUGAAAUAUGAUAAUCCAGUUUUAGUGAGCAAAAAUACAGAAAAGAAGUCUCCAAAGGCACGACCAUUGAAAGUGAGCCCCCAGCAACCUCCUCUAACAGGUCCUGUCCCACCUCCACCCAAACCAAAACCCCCAUCCGCGGACGGCAACAAGCAGCAAACGGAGGAGAUUCUCAACGCCAUCCUUCCUCCCAGAGAAUGGAUGGAGACUAACCAGCUGUGGGUGCAGCAGGUGUCCAGCACACCUUGCACCCGGAUGGACGUAGUGCACCUGCAGGAGCAGCUGGACCUGAAGCUGCAGCAGAGACAGGCCAGGGAGACUGGCAUCUGUCCUGUCCGCAGGGAACUCUACUCUCAGUGCUUUGAUGAGUUGAUCAGACAGGUGACCAUAAACUGUGCUGAGAGAGGCCUGCUGCUGUUGAGGGUGAGAGAUGAGAUCAGGAUGACCAUCGCUGCCUACCAGACUCUGUACGAGAGCAGCGUGGCCUUUGGGAUGAGGAAGGCCCUGCAGGCAGAGCAGGGCAAGUCUGACAUGGAGAAAAGGAUUUCCGACCUGGAGGAUGAGAAGCGGGACCUGGAGAGGCAGGUGAACGAGCAGAAGGACAAGUGUGACGCCAUCGAGAAGAGAGAGAAGGAGAGGCGGCAGGUGGAGGAGAAGAAGCACACCGAGGAGAUCCAGUUCCUGAAACGCACCAACCAGCAGCUCAAGGCCCAGUUGGAGGGGAUCAUUGCUCCCAAGAAGUGACAUCAUCAUCAUCCCAGGAUCUGUUUUAAUACAGCAUUAUGUCAGUACAGUCUUGUCUCCAUUACCUUCCCCACAGACCCCAACUAGGAAAAAAUAACCCAGACUGCAUUGAUGUUUUU